Molecule: messenger RNA, 1385 nt
Organism: Gopherus evgoodei (Goodes thornscrub tortoise)
Lineage: Eukaryota; Metazoa; Chordata; Testudines; Testudinidae
Product: zona pellucida sperm-binding protein 1-like
Exons: 9
Coding region: 264-1205 (313 amino acids)
Biological process (GO): prevention of polyspermy; binding of sperm to zona pellucida
Cellular component (GO): egg coat
Molecular function (GO): structural constituent of egg coat; acrosin binding
Source: RefSeq, a predicted model, not a curated record
ACACCAUCAGUGGUACCCAAAAGUGUAUUGGGGUAGCAAAGUGGCCAUGUGCUGUGCGCCAAUCGUCUUCUGUGCUCAGUGGUCUGUAUCUUGAUCUUCCAGGUGCCCGCCUGACACCGGAGCAGUGCCAAGUGGUGGCUGGGAAGAUCCCCUGUGCAAAUGCCCUUGACCAAGCUGCCUGCUUCCAGGCUGGCUGCUGCUAUGAUAGGACUGACCCAACUACUCCUUGCUACUAUGGAAACACAGUCACUCUCCAGUGCCUCAUGGAUGGUCACUUUAUUCUGGUGGUCUCCAGGGACAUGUCUGACCAUCCCAUCAUCCUGGACAAUAUACGGCUAGCCUAUGCCCAGGCAGGGUGCAAUCCCAUCAGGAUGACAGAAGCUUUUGUGCUCUUCCGCUUCCCUCUCACACAAUGUGGCACCACAGUCCAGGUAAUUGGGGACAAAUUGAUCUAUGAGAAUCAGCUGAUCUCUGGCAUUGACAUACAGACUGGGCCAGAAGGCUCCAUCACUCGGGACAGCACCUUCGUCCUCCAUGCUCGCUGCAUCUACAAUGCCAGUGACUUCCUGCCAGUCCAGGUCACGGUCUUCUUGCCCCCCACACCUGCUCCAGUCAUCCAGGCAGGACCCCUCCGGCUUGAGCUGCGUAUCGCCACAGACCUGAACUACAGAUCGUAUUUCACAGAGAGAGACUAUCCUGUGGUGAAGGUACUCAGGGACCCUGUUUAUGUGGAGGUUCGCAUCCUGCAGAGAACAGACCCAUCCCUGGUUCUGGUUCUGCACCAGUGCUGGGCCACCCAAAGUGCUAACCCCCUGCAGGCGCCGCAGUGGCCCAUCCUGGUGGAUGGGUGCCCAUUCCUAGGAGACAACUACAGAACUCAGCUUGUGCCCAUGGACCCUGCCUCAUCUGAGCUGCCCUUCCCAACUCAUCACCAGCGCUUUGUCCUCUCCACCUUUGCUUUUGUGGACUCUACUUCCCAGAUGGUACUUGAGGGACUGGUGUACAUCUUCUGUAGUGCCUCUGCCUGCUCACCAUCCCAGCUGGAGUCCUGCAGGACCAUAUGCCCAUCAGGGGUAACUGCAAGAGGCCGUCGGUUCCUGACUAUCCAAAGUGAGACAGAGCCUCUUGAUGCGGUGAGCUCUCAUGGGCCUGUGAUUUUUCUGGGACAGCCCAGAGGCAUUCAAAGAGCCAGUCUAUGGGAAUGAAGACCCUGGUUCUAGACUGGACCUGUCCCCUGUGCUCCUGGCUGGGCUCUUGCUGGUGGCUGUAGUCUCCAUCCUCACUGCCGUGAUCCUGCUUUGGAAGAAAAAAGGUUGGAUGACCAGGUUCCAAAACCCUCAUGAAGGAACAUUGUAAAAAAAAACAAUAAAACUGGUUGUAUCCUG